GCUUCACAUUUGUCGUCUCUUUGUUUCAGCUUGUAUCCUUAUUAUUUAAUUAGUGCACUGAAGAAUAGAAGAAGAAGUGUAUGCCAGGCUAUGUAAAUCUUGCCAUAUAAAUUUUCCAAAAUACAUGCUGCUUCCAAAUAUCUUUAGCAGCUUAAAAUAAAAAAGAUCAAAACUGAAACAAACAAAAAAAACAAAAAACAAAACAUGUGUACAGUGUAACAAAGACAAUGGUGACUAUACACCAUCUUGAUGCUUCUACUGCUGCUAUUUCUUUUUGUUCAAUAUAUCAGUGACUUAAAAUUUAUAAGAGUAUUUAUAUCUGUUUCAUAAUGAACUGAAAAUAUGGUUAUAAUUUCACCUGUGAUCCAAAACUGAAAACAAAAAAUGAAAAUAAGAGAUAAAAAACAAAUACAGAAGUGCUAUUUGAAUAUUUUCAAUGAAGUUAUCUAGGCUCUGUGUCUCAUGUUUUUGACAUUUGGCUUGUGACUUUUAUUUGACUGAAGCAAUUUCUUCAGUGUUUUAGUUUCUUCAGUCAAGAACUAGCCAGCUACAUACCUUUCUUGUCUAAUACUUGGCACCAGAUCUGUUAUUACUUUUCCAUCAGCCGUGGGAGUCCUCGGAGUUGUGGAAAUCAAAUGUCUGCUAGUUACAUACAUGAAUUUUCUAAUCCUAGUGAUUGUAAUGCAGAUGGCAAUAUUGCUGCUGAUAAUUAUGAAAAAAGAAGAGAUGGAAUUCUAUGGAAGAUACAAUGCCACACAGUGGGAUAGGAAGAAAGCAAAGAAAAAUAAUACUCGGUUCCCAUGUUCAUGCACAAAAUACAAUCUGAAGAAAUGGUUUUGUGAUGUCCCAAGGGAUUCAACAUACAGUAUGAUUUUUUUGAUCACACACCAGCUAUUUAGAAAAUUCAGGAAGAAUAAUAUUUGGCCAAAUGAAUCAUGA
Messenger RNA from Cinclus cinclus, 939 nucleotides. RefSeq names its product tetraspanin 19 (gene TSPAN19). Lineage: Eukaryota; Metazoa; Chordata; Aves; Passeriformes; Cinclidae. The record is from RefSeq and is a predicted model, not a curated record.